This is a messenger RNA of Paramecium pentaurelia, 306 nucleotides long. NCBI's taxonomy places the organism in Eukaryota, Ciliophora, Oligohymenophorea, Peniculida, Parameciidae. The record is from the annotation of a GenBank genome assembly.
AUGUACCAAAACCAAACUUAAAAUUUAAGUAAAUAAUCUAGUAUAAGGUUAGUAACAUAGGAUUGGAGUUAAACGCUUAUCUUCCCUCAAGAGACUAUCCUCAACAGGGUCUUAAGAGGUAAUAAGAAAUUUAGGGUUUAUUUUAUGUCCAGGGUGAAUCCAAAAAAAAUUGGAUAAAGCGAUGAAAUGAAACCAAUUAAUUAUUUUUUUUGUUAAUAACUCUUAAGAUGUAUGGCUAUAGAGAAUUCUAAUAUAGGAAGAGAAAUGAAACUUAAAUAUUAUAAUUUUGUUUUAUUAUACAAAUGA